AUGAUGAAGUCUUACGGUAUCCGUCCUGACGAUCAACUCAACGAACCGAUUCGGAAGAAGCCAGUGACUGGACCGUCUCUUCAGAAUAUUCAGAGACCACCGGACAUCGGGACUCCAGAAGAUAUGUAUGGAGGAUGCGCGGCGAAACCGUUGCCAGAAAACCAGCGGAAGUUUGAGAUACCCUCCACUUCGUCACAAGCCCCGCCCCCGCCGGCUCCGUUGAAUUCUGGAAAUGUUGGAUUCAAGUUGCUGAAAUCGAUGGGUUGGAGUGGGGGUGAAGGGUUGGGAAAAGAGAAACAAGGACACGUGGAACCGGUGGCGACGGAGAUCAAGAAUAAUCGACAGGGAUUGGGAAAGGAUAAGGAGAAACCGAAGAGUUAUAGGGAGGAGGUGCUGGAGAAGACUAAGCAGAGAAACGCUGAUGCCGCCAACAUCGGAUCCGGCUCCAAUCUACACUGUCAUCAUCACGAAGGAAUUUUCCUUCUUUCUUAA
Molecule: messenger RNA, 492 nt
Organism: Caenorhabditis remanei
Lineage: Eukaryota; Metazoa; Nematoda; Chromadorea; Rhabditida; Rhabditidae
Exons: 2
Coding region: 1-492 (163 amino acids)
Molecular function (GO): nucleic acid binding
Source: RefSeq, a predicted model, not a curated record